This is a messenger RNA of Trichomonas vaginalis G3, 532 nucleotides long. RefSeq lists its product as uncharacterized. NCBI's taxonomy places the organism in Eukaryota, Parabasalia, Trichomonadida, Trichomonadidae. The record is from RefSeq and is a predicted model, not a curated record. The annotation marks the transcript as partial. The transcript has a single exon.
ACGAAUACAUAUAAUUCAUUCAUUAAUGUUUCAUAUGCUUCUAAAGAAGGUGAGCCAAAAACUAUCGAUAAAGCGGUGUAUGAAAUAAAAGCAUCAACGACGAAAUUGAAUUCGUUAACUUUUGACGGUGAUAGUUUCGUUAAUGACAUAACAUCGGGGAAAACAAUUUUAACGAAAGAAUACUUAAAAUCUCAUGUUAGUGAGUUCGUUGAAAUUGAAAAAGAAGGUGGAAUUAAGUUCGAUCCACUGAAUUUCAUUUUCAGCUUAGCGAAUGCGGGUGUUAGUUUCGCUGAAUGGACAACUAUACAGAGUGAAAUAAAUGCAAUAUGGACGUUUUUGGGGUCAAAAGCGGGAAUGGGUGAGCUUGUAAAUGCUGCAAGAACAUUAGGUGAAACAGGAAAUUUUGUAGAUGGUUUUAAAAGACUUGUUUCAAAUGUUUUAACAAACACAAAGAAAUUAUUUAGAUAUACCGUACAUAACGGACGGAUUUUCGAACAUAUAGCAACAAACCCUCCGGUUAUGGCUGCGUUGA